AUUUUCUUCCUUUCCAUUUCCUGUUCUGCAUAUGUUCGGAAGCGAGCAGUCUGUGCAAAUACGGAAAUGUCAGACACGAUUCGUAGCAUGAUCCUCAACUUCCACAACGACGCUCGUCGUCGUGUAGCGAAGGGGCAGGAGCCGAAUAAUGUAGGCAUGCUCAAUCCAGCUAAGAACAUGUACAAGCUGGAAUGGGACUGCACGAUGGAACAGCAGGCACAGGAUGCAAUUGCCAAUUGCCCGAGUGGUUUGGGAUCAUGGUCCAACAUGGCCCAGAACAUGAUGACCUGGACAGGCUCGGGAGGAUUUUCGAAUCCCAGUGUACAAGUGAAUUCGAGUUUGAACAGUUGGUGGGGAUCAGCGAAAAAGAACGGUGUAACUGACGCAGACAACAAAUACACCACUUCAGCUCUCUACCAUUUUGCUAAUAGCAUUUUGGUGCUGAUCUCGAAAAAUCCAUCCCUUGCCUUACAGAUGGUAUUCUCUGAAACAAGCAAGAUCGGAUGUGCUUACAAAGUAUGCGACGGCACAAAGCUGACCUUCACUUGCCUCUACAACGGACUGUCAGUUUUAUGCUUUAUUACAGAUAAUUACAGUGGAUACUAUACCAAUGUACCGAUGUGGGAAACCGGCACUGCUUGUUCAACUGGCUCUGACUGUACCACCUUCUCGAACUCAGGUUGUGACAACGGCUUGUGCAUAAAAGGAGCACCAGUUCCAGGUAUGUUCAGUAUUUUGAAGGGCGAUAUAAUUCGGGCCGAUCGGCUUAUCCGUGGCUCUUCACAAAAUCAAGUUUUUACUAGAAAUUGUAAAAGAUGUAAUCUGUACAUUGACCUGGAUAAAGGCUUAAGCUGCGUAGCAGUAAGUGUACUUGUCAUUGUUUUACGACCGUAUCCCACUACGUUGAAAGAAAGUUUUGUUGCGCCGGUUCAGUUUCCCUCCUUUCAUUAUCAGGAUAUUUUUACAGAAACGAAUAACAAAUGCUCGUCUAACUCCGGGAUGACCGACUCAGUGAGGCAAAAGUUCCUCGACUUGCAUAAUCAAUACAGAUCGAGUCUUGCGCGCGGCCUUGAGCCUGAUGCGCUUGGAGGGAACGCACCCAAAGCAGCCAAGAUGUUGAAGAUGGUAUAUGACUGCUCAGUAGAAGCGUCUGCUUUGAAGCACGCCUCGAAAUGUGUUUACCAGCAUUCCGCCAACACCGAGCGACCGGGACUAGGAGAAAACCUAUACAAGACAUCUGCAUUGAAUUUCGAUAAGGUCAAAGCUGCAGCACAGUCAUCUCAAAUGUGGUGGAGCGAACUAAAAGAGUAUGGUGUUGGUCCGUCGAACAACCUAACGCUAGCUCUGUGGAACCGCCCGGAUACUCAAAUUGGACACUAUACCCAAAUGGCUUGGGAAACUUCCUAUCGGCUUGGAUGUGCUGUCGCUCACUGCUCAUCCUUUACUUAUGCUGUCUGCCAAUACGGACCUGCGGGCAACUAUCUGAAUAGCCUGAUAUACACCAUAGGAAACCCUUGCACGUCGGAUGCAGGGUGCCCCGGAUCCUACACAUGCAAUAUCUCAGAAGGUCUCUGUAAUGUCGUGUAA
Molecule: messenger RNA, 1587 nt
Organism: Haemonchus placei
Lineage: Eukaryota; Metazoa; Nematoda; Chromadorea; Rhabditida; Trichostrongylidae
Source: the annotation of a GenBank genome assembly